AUGGUUGAAGCUGUUGCAAGGAAACUACCGCCCAGCCAUGGAUCACUGAUGGCGCGAAGUGGCCGACUCAUCUGGGUAAAAUCAGUGCUUCACGCAGUGCCCAUCUACGCCAUGAUGGCAGACAAUCUACCGCCUUGGGCGCGUAAGGAGAUCGAUGCAAUUUGCCGCAAAUUCUUUUGGGCAGGGCGAGACACAUCGGUCCAUGGAAAAUGCAUGGUCGCCUGGGAGGCUGUGUGUAAACCAACAAAGCUAGGCAAUCUAGGGGUAACAGAUCUCAAGCUGGCUAGCUUCGCCUUACAAUCAAGAUGGCUAUGGCUACAGAAGACGGAUCAAGAUCGAGCAUGGAGCCAACUACCGAUCAAAGUUGACCCACAAGUGCACACAUUCUUCAAAGCCUCCACGAUCACGAUGGUCGGCAAUGAAAGACGUGCCCUCUUCUAG
Molecule: messenger RNA, 441 nt
Organism: Miscanthus lutarioriparius
Lineage: Eukaryota; Viridiplantae; Streptophyta; Magnoliopsida; Poales; Poaceae
Source: the annotation of a GenBank genome assembly